This is a messenger RNA of Anoplopoma fimbria (sablefish), 2166 nucleotides long. Its product is annotated as E3 ubiquitin-protein ligase TRIM39-like. The record is from RefSeq and is a predicted model, not a curated record. Gene Ontology annotation, molecular function: protein binding; zinc ion binding. Bases 94 to 1725 code for a protein of 543 amino acids. Lineage: Eukaryota; Metazoa; Chordata; Actinopteri; Perciformes; Anoplopomatidae. The transcript is spliced from 2 exons.
CAACCUCACCAUGCUGAAACGAAACUGAAAGAGGAGAUUUGCUUAAGUUUUGUUUGCUUUCGCAGCCGCUUUUAAAGCUUUCCAUUUUCAGAUAUGGCAACUGCCAGCAGUCUGCUGUCAGAGGAGAAGUUCCUUUGCUCUGUCUGUCUGGAUGUUUUCACUGAGCCAGUCUCAACUCCAUGCGGACACAACUUCUGCAGAGCAUGUAUCGACAAGUAUUGGGAUGCCAAUGACAUUUUCCAGUGUCCAUUAUGCAAAAGGGAAUUUUCCCCGCGACCUGAGCUCCAAAUCAACACUUUUAUAUCUGAGUUAGCUGCUGAGUUUAAGACGUUAGUUCAAGUCAAAGGCUCAGCUCCAGAGCCACAACUUCCUGAAGCAGAAGACGUUCUUUGUGAUAUCUGCUCAGACAUGAAGGACAAUGCUGUUAAAUCUUGUCUGACGUGUCUAGUGUCUUUCUGUGAAGCUCACCUCGAGCCACAUAAAAGAGUUGCUAGUCUCAAGGGCCACACCCUAUUAGACCCAGUGAGGAAUCUUGAUGACAGAACAUGCAAGAAGCACAACAAGAUAACAGAAUUGUACUGCAGGACCGACCAGGCCUUCAUUUGUGUCUUGUGCAUCAAAACCGAUCACAAGACCCACAAUGUUGUCCCACUUGAGGUAGAAUAUGAAGCAACGAUUGCAAAAAAAGACAAGACGAUGGCAAAUAUCCAAAAGAUGAAACAGUCAAGGCACGAGAAGAUAGAUGAGUUUGAAAAGGUACCUGAUGUCAGCCAGAAAGAAGCUGAGAGAGAGAAAGAAGCCAGCGUGCAGGUCUUCACAGACUUGAUCCGCUCCAUCCAGAGAAGCCAGGCCGAGCUGGUCGAAGUGAUAGAGGAGAGGCACGGAGCAAUAAAGCAGAAGGCCGAAGAUUUUCUCACAGAGCUGAGGAUGGAGGUCGCUGAGCUGGAGAGCAGAAGCGGACAGCUGGAGCUGCUGUCACAGUCUAAGGAUCACCAUCAUUUUCUCCAGAGUUUCCCAACCUUGUGCUCUCCUUUAAACACAGACUGGGUCGACAUUGACGUUCACAGCGACCUGUCUUUUGAGAGAGCGAGAAGUGCUGUGACUCACCUGAAACGGAGAGUUGAUGAAAUAAUGGAGGAGCUUCCUGAGAUCAAAAUGAAAAGAAAGAGAGAACAUGCCGUGGACUUGACUUUUGACCCCGACACAGCAUUUUGUGAACUUGUCAUAAGUCAGGAUGGGAAACAAGUGAGAAAUUCAGACACAGAACUGGAUCUUCCCACCAGUCCAAAGAGAUUUAAAAUAUAUCCAGAGGUUUUGGCCAAGGAGGGGUUCACAGCAGGGAAGUUUUACUUUGAGGUGCAAGUGAAAGGAAAAACUGAUUGGUUUGUUGGAGUGGUGGGAGAGUCUGUGGAUAGAAAGCAGGACAAAGCUCUGUCAGUAAAGAAUGCAUACUGGACCAUUGGGCUUUUAAAGGGUAUAUAUAAAGCAUUUACAACACCAAGGGUUAAACUCACGCUGAAAGAAAAGCUUCAGAAGGUGGGCAUCUUUGUAGACUAUAAUAAAGGAGAGGUUUCCUUCUAUGAUGUGAAUUCUAAAUCGCAUAUCUAUUCUAUCACUGGCUACCACUUCACAGAGAAACUUUAUCCGUACUUCUGUGUUCAAGGCAACACGGAUGGAGCUAACUCUGCCCCUCUCAUCAUAACCCCUGUAACUCAAACACACUGAGUUAGUUUCAUCUUUAAAGCCCACAGAAGAAAUAACAUCGGCCUCUAUUAACACACUUAACAAAUCUGCUUAAAGUGUUAAAAACAAAUGUAAAAUGUUAUAUCAGUAAUCAAACUAUCCUCUUUAAUAUCUGAGAUGUUUUCUAGCCAUACAUUGUGCACCUUUCUGUUUGUGUAAUAAUAUUAAUGUUGCACAGUGAUAUUGAUCCUGUUCUAUUACAACGGCUGGGGUUAGCGGUGUUCAAUUAUAACGAUAUAUUGUAAAGUUACUUUAUUAUUUUGUUGCUCUGUCAUGUAUAAUUUGGUUGGAUUUUUUUUUUUCCUAAAUCACAUGUCAGACAUGUUUUGCCACCAUAAAGACCAUAAAGAAUGCAUAACAUAUUCAUCAUUUUGCUUUUUUCUUUGUUGCAAUUUACAGUGGCUUUUGUGCAUUUGACAAAUC